UUCGGUAGAGGCAGGAUCCGGUGGAAAAGGCAUAAAUUUCAGCAUGUUUUGACAAAAAACCUGACAGGUAACGGGAAGUAUGACUAUGACCUGGUGGUUAUUGGUGGAGGUUCAGGAGGACUUGCCUGUUCCAAAGAAGCCGCACAGCUGGGACAGAGAGUUGCUGUUUUAGAUUAUGUGGAGCCAUCUGCUAAAGGUACCAAGUGGGGUCUCGGUGGCACGUGUGUUAAUGUUGGCUGCAUUCCUAAGAAGCUCAUGCACCAGGCUGCUCUGCUGGGCACUGCAGUCAAAGAUGCUAAGAAGUACGGCUGGCAGAUCUCAGGGCCAAUCUGCCAUGACUGGGCCACCAUGGCAGAGGCUGUUCAGAACCAUGUCAGGUCUCUGAACUGGGGUCACAGAGUUCAGCUCCAGGACAAGAAGGUGAAGUAUCUGAACGUCAAAGGAAGUCUGCAGGAUGAACACACUGUUAAAGGACUCACUAAAGCAGGGAAAGAGAUGAUCCUGACUGCCAGGAACAUUGUGCUCGCCACAGGUGGACGACCCAAUUACCCCACAAAUAUCCCAGGAGCAGUGGAGCACGGCAUCACCAGCGAUGACAUCUUCUGGCUGAAGAAGUCUCCUGGGAAAACGCUUGUGGUUGGAGCCAGCUAUGUGGCUCUGGAGUGUGCAGGCUUCCUCACAGGCAUCGGCUUGGAAACCACAGUGAUGGUUCGCAGCAUCGCCCUCCGGGGGUUCGAUCAGCAAAUGGCAGAUUUAGUGACAGACUACAUGGAGGCAUAUGGGACUAAGUUUGCAAGGAAGUGUGUCCCAAAGAGAGUGAACAAACUCUCGUCAGGAGCCCUGCAGGUGACCUGGACUGACACCAACACAGGCAACGAACACAAUGACACCUAUGACUCGGUGUUAUGGGCAGUUGGCAGAGCCCCUGAAACCAAAGCCCUGGGCCUGGACAAGCUGGGUGUGCAACUCAAAAAGGAGACGGGGAAAAUAGUUGUGGGCGCUGACGAAUCCACCUCAGUGCCAAACAUCUAUGCUUUUGGUGACAUCAGUGAGGGUCGUCCUGAAUUGACCCCAACAGCCAUUAAAGCAGGAAAGCUUCUAGCCCGCAGACUGGCUGGUCACAGCACUGAACUCAUGAACUACGACAACGUGCCGACUACAGUGUUCACCCCCCUCGAGUACGGCUGUGUGGGUCUGUCUGAGGAGGAGGCUGAGAAGAGACACGGGAAAGACGGCAUUGAGGUCUACCAUGCAUUCUACAAGCCUCUGGAAUUCAGUGUCGCAGAGCGAGAUGCCAGCCAGUGUUACUUAAAGGUGAUAUGUGAGCGGACCGGAGACCAGAGGAUCCUGGGUCUGCACUUCACUGGUCCAAAUGCUGGAGAAGUCACACAGGGCUUUGCUCUGGGCUUCCAGUGUGGAGCGACAUAUUCCCACCUGUUGCAUACAGUAGGCAUCCACCCAACCUGUGCCGAGGAGGUGAUCAAGGUCAACAUCACAAAGCGAUCCGGCUUGGACGCCACCGUAACCGGCUGCUGAGGUUAAGCACCUCGGUCUCUGAACGCUGCUGAGCACACAGGGUCCCUCUUUGGCCGUAGAAAAAAUUUAGCCUGAGUUUCUCCUGCUCUAUCUCCAUCCCUCUCCUUCUAUAUGGCCCCAAACUGCCCCAGUUUCACAAUGCUCUCUCUGGGAACAAGGGCUCCUCAGGCCAGUCAUGCAGAUCAUCACUGGCUGCCCAGGUUAGUGUCACUGACACAUCAUGUGAUAACCAAAACUAUGAUUACUCCAUACACAUGCAUGUUGUGAGUAUGUCCUUUAAGAGCACAGGGUUAUAGAUCAGAUUAGUGAAAGCCGUGGCUGCGGAGCGAGCAUCUUUUAAAUAAACAGACUCAUCAAUCAGGAUUAGGGCCUGUGCUCAGGGUUUUGUUGAAUCUUACGAGAAGCAUGGACCAAACCCGAACGUUUUUCUGAAUAUAUAUUCUGCAAAUAUUGUUGUUUCUCCGGCUGUACUUCCUGUCCAUUAGUCUUGUAGGUGACACAUACCAUACACCCCCACAAACCCCCCCACAUGACACUGAUGGAUGGCCCCAGGGCCGUCGCCACAGCGACACCGCCCCAUUUCCCAUGGACACACACAAACAGUCAGCGGGCUGCCUGUCAGUCAGCUAGCUAAGACCUGGCCGGGGAGCCCCAGCUUGUUUCAGGUCCAAUAGACGCCAGACCCCUUACUUUUCCUCCCAUGCCCUUCUCCAUCCCGGUGCAUGAAAGAAUAUAGUGGGACUACAAACGUGCUGUAUAGAUGCCACAGCUCAGCCACAGGGCAACUCUACCUGUUGAUAACAGGACUGUGAGAGCUCAACUACAACUGUACUACUCAGCCUCGCCCAAAGGUGGCACUAUUGCCUUCCAUUUCUCCCUUUUUUUUCUGAGCCAAGAGUGGAAGACAGGAUAAAGAAGUCGUUGGAUAGAACAUAAACCUGAAUAUAUUCAGGUUGCACAUUUAAUCCCUUUAAUCCCUAUAAAGAUAUGUGCUUUUGGAUGAUGUUUGAAAGCAGACUGGCUUCAUUGGUGCCAAACUGAUAAGGGUUAUCUGUUGUGUAUUUACAUGGACGGCAGGUUAGGCCUAAGAGUCAUCACCCUUGGAGAUAAGGGAAGUUGUUUAUAUCAAUAAAGCAGUAAUAGGCCCCCACAGUUUGCCAAAGUGCUUAAAUGUUCAUCUUGCUGCCUGUACUGGACAUCUUGGGUUUAUUAAGUAGAGGAGGAGGAGGAGGAGGGCUGUCAAUAAAGUGGGUUGCUACAGAAAUCAGGGGACCUAAGAGGAGGCUGCUGGGCGUAGUUUAUUUUUAUUUGAAGUCUAAUCUGCCCAGUCUGAUUAAUGAUUUCGAUGAGGGGAGUGACAGUGUGCCAGGAGAUGGAGAGAGGAAAAAGAGAGAGAGAGAGAGGUACCAGGUUUGUUUGGACCUGGGCCAGAGGAGAGAGAGCUGAGUUUCAGCCCUGGUUAGGGAGGGAAGGGGAUUCCUGUGUACUCUGUUCAGGGCCGAGGUGCUGACUGAAGGACCCUGACCUCCGCUCAGCAGGAACAGCUUGACUCUAUCACUCGGAGCACAGAGGGCUCACAUGCUGCGGCGCUGCACGGCAGGGGCCUGGGGGGCUCGGGGUG
This is a messenger RNA of Centropristis striata (black sea bass), 3157 nucleotides long. RefSeq names its product thioredoxin reductase 2, tandem duplicate 2 (gene txnrd2.2). The record is from RefSeq and is a predicted model, not a curated record. Gene Ontology annotation, biological process: cellular response to oxidative stress; glutathione metabolic process; cell redox homeostasis. Gene Ontology annotation, molecular function: glutathione-disulfide reductase (NADPH) activity; thioredoxin-disulfide reductase (NADPH) activity; flavin adenine dinucleotide binding. Gene Ontology annotation, cellular component: mitochondrion; cytosol. Lineage: Eukaryota; Metazoa; Chordata; Actinopteri; Perciformes; Serranidae. Bases 256 to 1536 code for a protein of 426 amino acids. The transcript is spliced from 17 exons.